Aureobasidium melanogenum CBS 110374 is the source of this 1191-nucleotide messenger RNA. RefSeq names its product chalcone synthase B. The record is from RefSeq and is a predicted model, not a curated record. The coding region runs from base 1 to 1191 and encodes 396 amino acids. Lineage: Eukaryota; Fungi; Ascomycota; Dothideomycetes; Dothideales; Saccotheciaceae. The transcript is spliced from 3 exons. Gene Ontology annotation, biological process: polyketide biosynthetic process. Gene Ontology annotation, molecular function: acyltransferase activity, transferring groups other than amino-acyl groups.
AUGACUACUUACGACAAAGGGUCAAUUCCCGGUGUCCACCAAGAGCCGGGGCUGUGGAUUACAGGACUUGGUACACAGUAUCCUAGGCAUCUUCUGAGGCCAGAGAGCUUAGAAGCUUUCGCUGAGCGAUUCUACGAUUCCGAUAACGCUGGCAUGAGAAGACUGCUUGAGAUCAAUCGAAAUACUGGAAUUGAGACGCGAUCAGCGAUACUUGACUACAGCACGGAUCACGCUGCUGACAGCAUACCAACAUCUCUUGCGGAUAUGAAUCACCUCUUCCGUACUGCUGGUGUUGACAUGACCGUGAAAGCUUGCAAGAAGGCAAUUCACGAAUGGGCGGGGCGACCUGACGCUAUAACUCAUACCGUCGCUGUCGCCUGCACCAACCAAGGCAAUCCAGGAUAUGACGUUCUAGUCAACGAGAGACUUGGUUUGUCAACAUCAGUCGAGCGCAUACUCCUCCAGGGCGUUGGAUGUGCUGGUGGUCUGGCAAUUAUGCGAACAGCCGCUCAACUGGCUUGCGGAGCCACAAUGCGAGGUCGAGCUGCCAGGAUACUUUGUUUUGCGUGCGAACUCAGCACACCCAACAUUAAAUACGAGCUCGACGCUGUUGCGAGCUGUACUGAGACUUCACAGAUAAGCAUUGCAGCGGCCCUUUUCUCUGAUGCCGCAGCUGCGUUUGUCCUCUGUAAUGACUUGGGAUUGCAGAAUGGGAUCCAGCCGGUCCUAGAGCUGCUGGACUGGGGUCAUGCACUCAUCCCCGGGACAAGCAGUGAUCUGGAGUUUACUGCAGAAGACAGAGGCUAUCGUACCGUGCUUAGCAGAUCGGUCUCAAAUCAUGCUGUCUCGGCCAUCAAUUCAAUGUUUGAUCGAUUGCUGUCAAGACUGCGUACUCAGACGAGACAUGACAAGCUAGAUGUUGGCAAUCUUGACUGGGCGCUACAUCCUGGUGGUCGAGCGAUUAUAGAUGGAGUGCAGCGAGUGAUGAAUCUAAAGGAAGAACAGCUGCGUGCUACGCGUGAGAUUUACAGGCAUCGAGGAAACUCUUCGAGUCCAUCGGUCUUGGCGGUGCUUGAUGAGAAACGCUCGAUGAAUCCACAGGGAAAUUAUGUCAUCGCAGCUGCAUUUGGGCCGGGCAUGUCUGUGGAGAUGAGCUGCCUCAGAUACGUCCGAGUUGAACAGCGUUGCUGA